AUGGCUGGGCUCGAUGAAGGACUGAUGGAUGUGGCUACCGGUUUGUCUUCUUUGGAUCUUCUUGGUGAUGUUCCUGACGAAGAUGUGAAUCUGUUAUUAGGUGAGCUGUACAUCUCUGAACGUCAGGAGCAACCAAAACUAGAGGAACGGACCAUCAAGUUUCCUUCGCUGGCUUUGGAACUUGUAAAAACUUUGGAGACUGCUGAUCUGAGGACUUGGAAACGUCUAGUGGAACUGUGUAGCGUUGUGAAAAACGACCAUUGUGAAGCAAGGAUCGGGGGCGUUACUUUGAACAUCGGUGGAUUUGAAUCCUUAAAGAAGAUUUGGUGCGGACAUUUGACCAUUCCCACGCCAGCAGACCUACCUUUAUCAGAGAAAGCAGUUGAGAUAUCUGAAGGAUCCUCAAACGAGCAUUUGGAAGUUGUUUCCAAAUCUUCUGAUUUAGUGGUCUAUGUCCGGCUGGUCCGUGGUCUGUGGGGAUGGAUCAAUGUCAUCUACCAACCUACGGAAUCAGGUUUAUUCGGAUCCAAAGCUCGAUGA
This is a messenger RNA of Notodromas monacha, 540 nucleotides long. Lineage: Eukaryota; Metazoa; Arthropoda; Ostracoda; Podocopida; Cyprididae. The record is from the annotation of a GenBank genome assembly.